Molecule: messenger RNA, 825 nt
Organism: Myotis daubentonii (Daubenton's bat)
Lineage: Eukaryota; Metazoa; Chordata; Mammalia; Chiroptera; Vespertilionidae
Product: large ribosomal subunit protein eL29-like
Exons: 2
Coding region: 1-825 (274 amino acids)
Source: RefSeq, a predicted model, not a curated record
AUGGCCAAGUCCAAGAACCACACCAGGCACAACCAGUCCCCCAAAUGGCACAGAAAUGGCAUCAAAACUCUAUCACAAAGAAACGAAUUUCUUAAGGGGGUAGACCCCAAGUUCCUAGGGAACCUGUGCUUUGCCAAGAAGCACAACAAGAAGGGCCUGAAGAAAAUGCAGGCCAACAACACCAAGACCAUGAUCGCAUGUGCUGAGGCUAUCAAGGCCCUUGUCAAGCCCAAGGAGGUCAAGCCCAUCCUCCUAAAGGGCAGCAAGUGCAAGCUCGGUGGCCUUGUCUACAUCACUCACACCAAGUUUGGGAAGUGUGCUCCUGCCCGCAUCGCCAAGGGUCUCAGGCUCUGCCGGCCAAAGGCCAAGGCCAAUGUCGAAACCAAGCCCCAGGCUGUGGGUGCGGUUUCUCCUCAGGCUCCUGCUCCCAAAGGUGCCCAGGCCCCCAAUGAAGGCUCCAUAGUAGAAGCCUCUGUCUGCCAAUGUGAGGAUGGAAGGACUGAUAUGACCCCUGGGCUGCUGUCUGCAUGGAGCUGGGGUGUGUUUAUAUUUGAUGAAGAGUGGAUGCUUUGCCUGCAGAACAUCCCCAUCAUCAAAGUCUUCGAAGCUGGAGACUUAGGAGUGAUCAGUGAGGUUUUCUGUAUGCCCUUGUGCAUUGCAGUUCAGUCUCACCAGUUCCUGCAUGCCCAUAAUCUCCCCACUUUGUUUCCAUUUUAUUUUCCUAACUGCACACCUUGCAGACUUCAGGCUUUGACACCAGGCACUGAAAUAACAGUCAUCUAUUAUUUCCUAGUGUUUCUGCUUCUCCGAUUGAAUCCUGACUGA